Molecule: messenger RNA, 1208 nt
Organism: Sesamum indicum (sesame)
Lineage: Eukaryota; Viridiplantae; Streptophyta; Magnoliopsida; Lamiales; Pedaliaceae
Gene: PME5
Product: Pectin lyase-like superfamily protein
Biological process (GO): pectin catabolic process; cell wall modification
Molecular function (GO): pectinesterase activity
Source: RefSeq, a predicted model, not a curated record
CCGCCACAAAUGGGUCGGCCCCUCCGGCCACCGCCUCAUCCGUGUCGACGUUCAUGGCCUCGGCGACUUUCGCUCCGUCCAGGCUGCCGUAGAUUCUGUCCCGGAGGGUAACCGGAAGAAUGUCCUCAUUCAAAUCAGUGCGGGCUGUUACAUAGAGAAGGUGACGGUGCCGGCAUCAAAGCCGUACAUUACGUUCCAAGGGGAGGGAAGAGAUGUGACCGUGAUAGAAUGGCAUGACAGGGCGUGUGACCGAGGACCCGACGGCCAGCAACUCCGUACCUAUCACUCCGCCUCUGUCUCCGUCUUCGCACCUUAUUUUUCUGCCAGAAAUAUCAGCUUUAAGAACACAGCACCGGCGCCAAUGCCGGGGAUGCAGGGAUGGCAAGCGGUGGCGUUCCGAAUAUCGGGGGACAAGGCAUUCUUCUCAGGGUGUGGGUUCUACGGCGCACAAGACACUCUGUGCGAUGACGCCGGUCGCCAUUACUUCAAGGAGUGCUAUAUUGAGGGUUCUAUAGACUUCAUUUUUGGCAAUGGCAGAUCCAUGUAUAAGGACUGUGAGCUGCACUCAAUAGCAACUAGAUUUGGGUCAAUUGCGGCGCAAGAUAGAAAUAUAGAUGAUGAGAAGACCGGGUUUGCUUUCGUGAACUGCAGGGUGACGGGCACCGGCCCACUUUAUGUGGGCCGGGCUAUGGGCCAAUACUCAAGGAUCGUUUAUGCCUAUACAUACUUCGACGACGUCGUUGCUCAUGGAGGCUGGGACGAUUGGGACCACGUCAGCAACAAGAACAAGACUGUGUUUUUUGGAGUGUACAAAUGCUAUGGGCCUGGAGUUGGAGCAGUGAGAGGAGUAUCAUGGGCCCGAGAGCUGGACUAUGACACGGCCCAUCCAUUUCUUGCCAAGAGUUUCGUCAACGGAAGACAUUGGAUUUCACCUUCGGAUGCUUAGGCCUUCACGUGCUCGAGACGUGUCCGUGUGCAAUAAGUGUUCGACACCAUACUGAAUGAUUUUUUGAAGUGGCCGUGCAUUGUAGCUUAGACCACCCUUCUAAUUUCAAUUCUAUUUAUUUAUUUAUUCAUUCAUUUGAUCAGAAUUUAUUAUUAAAAAUUGUGACAAGUAUACGUCCAUGUAUAGAUGUAAUUGGUGCAAUUUGUUGCUUGUAAGUGUUCAUUUCUACAGUAAUGAUAAUAACAACCAAUGUAUUAUUACU